Botrytis byssoidea is the source of this 1173-nucleotide messenger RNA. RefSeq lists its product as uncharacterized. The record is from RefSeq and is a predicted model, not a curated record. Gene Ontology annotation, cellular component: endoplasmic reticulum; membrane. The coding region runs from base 1 to 1173 and encodes 390 amino acids. NCBI's taxonomy places the organism in Eukaryota, Fungi, Ascomycota, Leotiomycetes, Helotiales, Sclerotiniaceae. The transcript is spliced from 2 exons. Gene Ontology annotation, molecular function: fatty acid 2-hydroxylase activity; iron ion binding; heme binding. Gene Ontology annotation, biological process: fatty acid metabolic process; lipid biosynthetic process.
AUGUCUCCUUCUCGAACUCUCCCAACCCUUACUCAGGCGGAAGUCGCCUCUCAUAACUCUGCAGAUAGCUGUUAUGUUACUAUGGGCACAAGGGUCUUUGACGUUACAGAUUUCGUUGACAGCCAUCCGGGUGGUGGUGAAUUGGUAUUAGAAUACGCCGGUCAAGACGUAACGGAGAUCUUAAAGGACGAGCUCUCGCACACCCAUUCCGAAGCUGCUUACGAUGUUCUUGAGGAUUCUUUUAUCGGAUUUGUUACUACAAAUAAGGUUAUCGAUACCGCUACCAAGAGUACAAAACCAGAUUCCAUAGUUCCACUUCCACCUACAAAAGAAGGCUUGAAGGAAUUGAAAGAAAAUGAAUCCGCAAAUUCUCUGCCUGUUUAUGCCAGUACUGGGAUGUCCACGGAAGAUGAUUUGAAUAAGGAGACAGAUGUUGUGAACGAUUAUAAAACACACAAGUUCCUUGACCUAAACAAGCCAUUGUUGAUGCAAAUCUGGCGUGGUGGGUUUACCAAGGAGUUCUACUUAGAGCAAGUUCAUCGACCUCGUCAUUAUAAGGGAGGAGAGUCUGCACCUCUUUUUGGGAAUUUCCUUGAACCUCUAUCAAAGACAUCUUGGUGGGUUGUGCCUAUGGUUUGGGUUCCACCUGUCACCUACGGUACAUACCUUGCGAGCAAAGGAUUCAAUAACAUUGCUGGAGAAGCAGCGUACUGGUUCUUGGGUCUCUUCCUUUGGACUCUGGUCGAAUAUAUUUUGCAUCGAUUCCUCUUCCACCUCGACAAAUGGCUCCCAGACAAUCGAGUAGCACUCACGCUUCAUUUCUUACUUCACGGCAUUCACCACUAUUUACCAAUGGAUAAGUACCGAUUGGUUAUGCCUCCUACCCUCUUCAUUGUUUUAGCGACUCCUUUCUGGAAGCUUGCACAUGCUGUGUUCUACUGGGAUUGGCAUGUGGCUACAGCAGUAUUCUGUGGAGGAAUAUUUGGAUACAUCUGUUAUGAUCUGACACAUUACUUCCUUCAUCACCGCACACUGCCUUCGUACUGGAGACAAUUGAAGAAGUACCACCUUCAACAUCACUUCAUGGAUUACGAAAACGGGUUCGGGGUUACUAGUAGAUUCUGGGAUUGCAUCUUUGGAACUCAACUUGCGCCUGCGCCAAAAACUGUAUGA